Molecule: messenger RNA, 3006 nt
Organism: Labeo rohita (rohu)
Lineage: Eukaryota; Metazoa; Chordata; Actinopteri; Cypriniformes; Cyprinidae
Product: gastrula zinc finger protein XlCGF8.2DB
Exons: 2
Coding region: 100-1134 (344 amino acids)
Biological process (GO): regulation of transcription by RNA polymerase II
Cellular component (GO): nucleus
Molecular function (GO): DNA-binding transcription activator activity, RNA polymerase II-specific; RNA polymerase II cis-regulatory region sequence-specific DNA binding
Source: RefSeq, a predicted model, not a curated record
AAUGCAUUUGCUUGUAUUAAAGUAUUUUUUAAAGAGAAUGCAAGUAUACUUUAUUUUUACCUGGGUUACCCUGAAGUCUACAAAGAACAAAAAUAUCUGAUGGCACUAAAAGAGGAGAGUCAAGAACUGAAUGAAGUGGAAGAGAAAAAUCAGUAUGACGAACAUCAUGAUUUCACGGCUGGAGACAAAUCUUUUUGUAACUCACCGACUCAACAAAACGCAAAAGAAACUGCAAACUUUCAAGUCCAGGUGAGUGUUCAGACGGGAGAGCGCCCUGUAACCUGUCAACAGUGUGGAAAGAGUUUCACUCAAGAAGAAAGCCUUAAACUCCACUUGAAAAUCCACACUGGAGAAAAACCGUUCAUAUGCCCUCAGUGUGGGAAGAGAUUCAGUCGAAAAGAAAGCCUUAAAUGCCACUUGAAACUCCACACUGGAGAGAGCCUUUUAACCUGUCAACAGUGUGGAAAGAGUUUCACUCGAAAAGACAGCUUUAGAGUCCACUUGAAGAUUCACGCUGGAAAGAAACCGUUCGUUUGCCCUCAGUGUGGAAAGAGUUUUACACAGAAAAAAGAACUUGAUGCCCACUCCAGAGUUCACACUGGAGAGAAGCCUUACACUUGUAAACUGUGUGGGAAGAGCUUCUCACAGAUAGGAAAUCUUAAGGCUCACAUGAGAGUUCACACCGGAGAGAAACCGUUCACAUGCGCUCGGUGUGGAAAGGGUUUUAAACACAAGACACAACUUGAUGGCCACAUGAGAAACUACAUUGGAGAAAAGCCUUUUACUUGCAACCAGUGUGGAAAGAGUUUCACACGAAGAGAAGGUUUUAAGACUCACAUGAGAGUUCACACCGGAGAGAAGCCGUUUAUGUGCGAUCAGUGUGGAAAGAGUUUCGGAUAUAAAGACAGCUUUGAUCAUCACAUGAGGACUCACUCUGGAGAAAACUCUUUUAUGUAUCUUGAGUGCGAAACGAGUUACACAGAUGAUAAACAUCUUAAGGAUCAUGUAAAAAUUCACACCAGACAGAAGCCUUACAAGUGUCUUCAGUGUGAAAAGAGUUACGCAACUAAAAGAAGCUUGAGACGGCAUUUACAAACUCAUUCUGGGAAAAAAUUGCCACUUUCCUCAGUGUGAGUAGAGGUUUAGUAAAAGGAGUAAUUUUCAACAAUCAUCUGCACAUUUAAUGCAAUAAAAUGUUACACAAAAAAAAACAAGUAUAAGAGUGCUAUUAGAAUACUAUGAAACUAAAAUAGGAAAGUAUACUUUCAAGUUGCUUUUUAUACUGUAUACGUCUCAAAAUAUACUUUAAUGUAUUUCAUAAAAAUUGUACUUAAGACUACAGGUAUCCAUUAGGUAUCCAUGAGGUAUACUAGAUUUAUACUGACAUAAAAUUAAUAUGUUUGGCCUAUACUUGUACAAUCUUUUGAGACACUUGGUUUGUAGUUGUUUACUCCUUUGACUGAGCCUUUUUAAAUAAAUAUUUUUUUUUCCCCCACAUAGUUUUACAUACUGUCUUUUGACAAAAACUUGAUUUUGUUUUUUCAAAACUUUUUUUUUUUAAACUUACACAUUCAAGUGUUGAUUUAAAAAAAUGAAGAUAAAAAUGUUUUUUUGUUUUUAAAGCAGAGGCUCUAAUAUUUUUUUUUUUCUGUAAAUUGUAUGUUCAGAUGGUCACUCAUCCAGGUGAAAAGAAAAAAAGAGCAGUAACAUAAUGCUUUAUUUUCACGCGCUAAUUUUGUACUUAAUAUAUUAAAGCUUAAUCUUAAGUACUUCUUAAAAUAAUCCUAAGAUCAAAGUAUAUUCAACUGUACUUUUUCAGACACCAUGAAUUUGAACUAAAAUGUGCUUUUAAAAUACUAUAUUUAAAUAGUACAAUGAAGUACACUAUUAGCAUGUCGUUAUAUCUGACUACUUAAAACAGUCCAAUGGGGUGUGACAGAAUUCUUAAAGCAUUCAAAGCACACCUUUAAGAAACACACUAAUAAAACUCCUCUGUUUUUGCAAGUCUAAGUCACAAAUUAGCAGAAGUUGUGAAAAAACAAGAUGAGAAAGCUCUAGAAUCGAGCAUUCUGAAAACAGAGUGAUAAUUUAGCUUCAACUUACAAGUCUGUCUUUUGAACAGCAUAUUAUUUCCCUGCUGAAAAAUCCAGCAUAAACCAGCAUGGAUUCCAAGAUGGUCCAAGUUGGUUUAUGCUUGUUAGUGCUGGUUUAUGCUGGUCCAGGCUGGUUUUUGCUAGUAUAGUGCUGGUCUAGCUAAUGGUCCAGCAUAUCCAUGCUGUUCCUAAGCAAAAGCUGGAUCACCAGCACGGUCUUGCAGGAUUUAUUAUCAGUAUUCAGCUGUCUGUAUUCAAGCUGUGUUCUAGAGACAAACAUUGUUUUUGAUUGCAUAUUUCUCUAUUUGACAUAUUGUUUUUCCUUUGCAUCAUUAAUGUAAGGUUAAAGCUAGAGCUGGAGAUUCAACACGUUAAUUAGAUUAAUUAAUUAUAGUGACAAAUAACACAUUUAACACACUUGCCCCAUCCCAGACCUACGUGGGUCAUCUGACAUUUCUGAUCUGGCAGGGCAACAACUCACUGCAUGAUGGAGCCUAGAAAACAAAGUCCCUAAGAUAUGGGGCAAAAAUGCCUCUGUUUGAGUUUUUAUCUCAUAUUUAUAUCAGUCAAUCACGUUUAUUUAUACAGCGUUUUUUUAACAAAACAGGUUGUGUCAAAGCAACUUUACAGUAUUAAGUAGGACAAUAGUGUGUCAAUAAUGCAAAAUUUACAUGUUGCAGCAAAGUCAGAUUUUCUUUAUUAAAUAACUUCUUAAAAUUCACUUGAAAAAUUGUCUUGGUGUUUAACCACAAACACACACUAAGAAAUGUGAUAUGUAACACAUGCACACAUUUUGUUGUGUUCUUGCUGGGAUCAUACCAGCACCAAAAGAAAACAAAUGCUGGUCCAACAGCAAACUAGCAUCCCAAGUUGGGGACCAGUAACCAGCAUCCCAUGCUGGUCCCAGCAUGAA